Lactuca sativa (garden lettuce) is the source of this 531-nucleotide messenger RNA. The record is from RefSeq and is a predicted model, not a curated record. Lineage: Eukaryota; Viridiplantae; Streptophyta; Magnoliopsida; Asterales; Asteraceae.
AUGACCACCACCGCCCCCGCCCCCCCACAUCACGACCGACAACCAGCACCCAUCACCAACACCACCACUCCCACCCACCAUCAUCACAACCACCCAUCGCCACUACCAACCACCCAUCACUACAACCUACAACUCACUACCACCACCCACCACCACCACCGCCCGUCACCACUACUAACCACCCAUCACCACCACCCGCCACCACCACCCCCACACACCAUCAUUACCCCCACCCAUCACCACCAAACACCACUACCACCCCCACCACCAACCACCAACCACCAUCACCACUACCAUCAGAACUACCACCCGUCACCACCACCGGAACUACCACCCUGUGGUGAAAUCGACGAUUUUUGCGUUAGUGAAAUUGGAGAUUGCUUGAAGCCCUCGUGUGAAGAAAUUGUUCAUAGUUCUUGUGUGGAGAAGAAUCGCUAUUGUUCGAUUUCUCGUGUGGAGAAUCUGAACAGCAAGAAACAUCACGAAAGCAAUAAAACCUAUGACACAAGAAGUGAAACUGCGUGUUCUUAA